AAGUGAGCAAGUCCGGACCAGGCCAGACUAUAAAAGCCAUAUCAGUUUGAUAGUUGGACCAUUAGUUCUUGAGUUGUCAUUCGAGAAAUCAUUUACAAUAAUGGUAUCGAUAAAGCUUCUGGCGAGUGUGAUGCUGGUAGUGGCAGUGGCCAUAGAAAGGUCCACUUCGGCGCCUCACAAAGCACAUUCCUUCCAGCAUUUUCACGGACCCGUCGAGGGCGAGGGCGUUGAAGUUGUCUGGAAAGACAAGCAUGGACACGAGCACGUCGACUACAAAGCCCAUCCCAAGUACAAAUUUUCAUACGGAGUCGAGGACCAUCACACCAAAGACUUUCACGGACAAAAGGAGCACCGAGAUGGUAAAGACGUAGCAGGUGAGUACACGGUGCACGAACCCGGUGGCAACGUCAGAACCGUCAAGUACCAUGCUGACCAUCAUGGCGGUUUUCAUGCCAUAGUACACAAUUCCGGCGGAAACGACCACUCCGGCGGUACCUACGGCCACGGGCACAGUUGAUAAAUCAUCCAGUUUACUGGAGUAGCCAUAGCCUCUAGCCACCGGUGGUCUGCGAUACGAAUCGUUAUUAAUAGUUUGCGAUCUAGACGUCGACUUGUCGUCAUCCUCGUUUCCAUCCUUCGUCCUUAGAUCCCAUGUCGUCCAGUCGAUGUCUUCCUAUUUGUUUUUGUUUAUCUUAAUAAAUUGUUUUUGUUGUCAGUUAUCAUUAUUAUGAUUAAAUGUAACGUCAGUCUACUU
Messenger RNA from Microplitis mediator, 754 nucleotides. Its product is annotated as cuticle protein 19-like. The transcript is spliced from 3 exons. NCBI's taxonomy places the organism in Eukaryota, Metazoa, Arthropoda, Insecta, Hymenoptera, Braconidae. The record is from RefSeq and is a predicted model, not a curated record. Bases 101 to 517 code for a protein of 138 amino acids. Gene Ontology annotation, cellular component: extracellular matrix.